AUGAAGGCUCUUAUUCUCGUUGGAGGUUUCGGAACUCGAUUGAGGCCGCUUACCUUGAGCAUGCCAAAACCCCUUGUUGAGUUUGGAAACAAACCAAUGAUUCUGCAUCAGAUUGAAGCUCUGAAAGAUGCUGGAGUGACUGAAGCUGUAUUAGCUAUCAAUCACCAACAACCAGAGGUCAUGUUGAACUUUGUGAAAGAGUACGAGAAGAAGCUAGAGAUUAAGAUUACGUUUUCACAAGAAACCGAACCGCUCGGGACAGCAGGGCUUCUCGCUCUGGCUCGGGAUAUGUUAGUCGAUGAAUCAGGCAAACCCUUUUUUGUACUUAACAGUGAUGUUAUCUGUGAGUAUCCAUUGCUUGAGAUGAUCGAGUUUCACAAAACUCAUGGCGCUGAAGCUUCUAUCAUGGUGACCAAGGGUGUGGUGGUUACGGAGGAAGCUACAGAGAGAGUUGAGAGUUUCGUAGAGAAACCAUUACAUUUUGUAGGGAACAAGAUUAACGCUGGGAUAUACCUCUUAAACCCAUCUGUUCUCGACAGGAUUGAGCUGAGAAGGACAUCGAUAGAGAAAGAGAUAUUCCCUAAGAUAGCUUCGGAGAAGAUGCUUUACGCUAUGGUACUACCUGGCUUUUGGAUGGACAUUGGUCAACCGAAAGAUUACAUAAGAGGGCAGAGACUGUAUCUUGAUUCUCUAAGAAAGAAAUCUUCUCAAGAAUUGGUCAUUAGGGAUCAUAUCAUUGGGAAUGUUGUGGUGGAUGAGAGUGUGGUUAUGGGAGAAGGUUGUUUGAUCGGACCUGAUGUUGUGAUUGGUCCGGGAUGUGUGAUUGGUUCAGGUGUGAGGUUGUUUAACUGUACUGUAAUGCGAGGUGUUACGGUCAAGGAACAUGCGUGCGUCUCUGAUAGUAUCUUGGGAUGGGACUCGACCGUUGGAAAGUGGGCUAGGGUUUUUAAUGUAACAGUUCUUGGGAAAGGUGUUCAUGUUGCCGAUGCAGAGGUUUACAACUCCGGGGAUGUUAUCCAAGAGAUGGUCAUAUGA
Microthlaspi erraticum is the source of this 1035-nucleotide messenger RNA. Lineage: Eukaryota; Viridiplantae; Streptophyta; Magnoliopsida; Brassicales; Brassicaceae. The record is from the annotation of a GenBank genome assembly.